Truncatella angustata is the source of this 993-nucleotide messenger RNA. RefSeq lists its product as uncharacterized. The transcript is spliced from 5 exons. The coding region runs from base 1 to 993 and encodes 330 amino acids. The record is from RefSeq and is a predicted model, not a curated record. NCBI's taxonomy places the organism in Eukaryota, Fungi, Ascomycota, Sordariomycetes, Amphisphaeriales, Sporocadaceae.
AUGGCCGAAUUUCCUAUAACCAAUGGCGUCACAACAGUCAUUGGACCUCCAGCCGGCUACAAGGUGAAUUUCCUGCACCCAAGACAGCAACAUGCAGUUGCACACUACUUGAUUUUCGGACUCAUGGGCUCACUUGCCUUCACCGCGCUAUUUCAAAGACUGUACACGAAAAUGCAUCUAUCAACGGGUCUCAGAAUUGACGAUGGUAGGAUGCCAAUAACCGUUUACGAAAACCACAUGCUGAGUUCGUACGUUUCGGCUCCUUGCUUCAUCUUGUGCAAUGGUUUCACCAAGAUGUCAUUGUUAGCCUUCUACCUCAAUAUUUCGCCGCAUAAAUGGUUCAAAUGGUCAAUCUGGGCUACCUUCAGUAUGGUGGUUUGUUAUACCAUUGCCAUUACCUGUAUGCUGCUUUUUGGAUGUAGUCCAACAAGAGCUAUGUGGGAUCUAUACACAAAGGGUACUUGCCUCAAUGCAAGUGUUCUGUACAUGGCCAUCGCAGUAUCAAACAUUGUUUCCGAUAUCAUACUAUUCCUGAUACCCAUACGAACAGUUAUCAACUUGAAAAUGGGCAUAGUGCAGAAGAUCGGAGCCAUCACCUUGUUUGGUAUUGCAUCCAUAACAGUCACAACCUCCACCCUCCGCCUAAGCUAUUUGCCGUCCCUACUCCCGACCAAUGAUAUUCCCUGCUUGUUAUCGCUGACAUCAGAUUUUCUCCACUGGUUUCUUGAGGUUAUCCUUUUUAUCAUUUGCGGAUCCAUGCCCACGCUGCGGAAGUUCUUCAAGCACUUUGGCCCUAAAUUGAUUGGCAGCUCUGGCGACAACUCCAAGGCUUUACCCAGUGCGCAUGACGCCAGCCAGAGGAAAUUUGGCCACCCCUCGCGAAAUCAAUAUGAGAAAUUUGAUGAGAUGGAGAUGAGUAUCCUUAACAGGAUGAGAGAGAACAAGAGCGAAAGCGAGAGGACAACCACGAAAGCAACAGCCACUACCAAGUAA